This is a messenger RNA of Lepidothrix coronata (blue-crowned manakin), 2190 nucleotides long. It is a transcript of the gene TEPSIN, whose product is annotated as TEPSIN, adaptor related protein complex 4 accessory protein. Gene Ontology annotation, cellular component: trans-Golgi network membrane. The record is from RefSeq and is a predicted model, not a curated record. NCBI's taxonomy places the organism in Eukaryota, Metazoa, Chordata, Aves, Passeriformes, Pipridae. The transcript is spliced from 12 exons. Bases 50 to 1870 code for a protein of 606 amino acids.
GGGGUCAUGACGCCACCGCGGGGCCGGGCAGGGCGGUGCGGGCAGUGUCAUGGCGGCGCCGCUGCGGGACCGGCUGAGUUUCCUGAGCCGGCUGCCGGUGCUGCUGCGGGGCACGGCCGACGACGACACCCCGUGCCCCGGGUACCUGUUCGAGGAGAUUGCCAAGAUCUCCCACGAGUCCCCCGGGAGCAGCCAGUGCCUGCUGGAGCACCUCCUCACGCGGCUGCAGAGCAGCUCCUGCCACGUCAAGCUGAAGGUGCUGAAGAUCCUGCUGCACACCUGCUCCCAGGGCUCCCCCCAGUUCGUGCUGCAGCUGAAGAGGAACGCGGGCUUCAUCCGCGAGGCUGCGGUGUUCUCCGGGCCCCCCGACCCCCUGCACGGCAACAGCCUGAACCAGAAGGUGCGGGCGGCUGCACAGGACCUGGCCAGUGUUCUCUUCUCGGAUGUGCCGCUGCCACAAUCCCUGGCACUGCCUGCCCGGCCCCCGGCCCCCGCCGGGAUGGGCUCCAGUCCCAGCCCCUGCGGGUCCCUGCAGGGAUUCGGCUUCAGCGGUGACAGAAGCGGCCCUGGUGAGUCCUGUCUGGGCCCUUCCCUGCCUGGAGCUGUGACAGGGCCCUGGGGGGCACUUUGUGCUGUGUCCCCAGAGCUCCCAGGGUUCCCUCACCCCUAUUCCUCAGCCUGGGAGCCCGGGAUUCUCUCACAUCCCAACCUCUCCGCAGCUUCCACCGGGGAGGCCCUGCUGAGCAGCCUGCAGCGAGCGGCCGAAGCCGUGGCCCAGGCCGUGCUCCCAGCGCCGGGGGGACCCCGGCAGCCUCAGGGGGACCUCCCCGACGACACCUACGAGCCUGUCCGAGCUCCCUCCCCUGCUGGCAGCCCGGCCCCACCGGCCCCGCUGCCCUCUGUCCCCCGCGGGGCCCGAGUGAGCCACCAGCCAGGGCUGGCUGGGGGCGGCUGGGAGGAGGUGGACAGCGGGCACAGCUCCCGGGAAUCCUCGCAGGGACACGAGCGGAGCCGCGCCUCGGACUCAGGCAGCAAAUCCGGCAGUGACAGCCGUUCUGGGGCCAGCCGGGAGCUGAGCCACGGCACUGACAGCAGGGUAGACGCCGACAGCCCCGGUGACUGCCGGCGGGAGGUGAGCCUGGUGUCAGGGCUGACGCGCGGGGCCAGGGUCUUCCUCACCAGGGAGGAGGCUCAGCACUUCCUCAAGGAGUGUGGGCUCCUGAACUGUGAGGUGGUGCUGGAGCUGCUGGGCCGGGCUCUGGAGGAUCCCAGCGACAGCGUCCGCAUGAGAUCCAUGUCCGCUCUCUCCGCCCUCGGCUGCUCCGACCUUCUCUCCCCGGAGCAGAUCUUCGCCGUGACCCGGCAGCACCUGCAGCAGCUCAGCCAAGGCAGCCCUGGGCCUGUGGCCAACCGGGCAACCAAGAUGCUGCGGCAGUUCGAGGCCCUGUGCCGGGCCCAGCCCUCCCCGAAGGCCCCGCGCCUACCCCCAGCCCCCCCGGCAGGCUCGGCCGGGGACCUGCUGAUGGACAUCCCGGCCCUGGCCGGCGAGAGCAUCCUGACCCCACUGAGCCCGGCCCCCCCAGCCCCUGGUGAGGAGCUGGGCGCGGGAGCGGAGCCCCCUGGGGCCACGGUGCCGCCGUGUCCCUGCCAGCAGGGUGGGGGGAUCGGGCUUGGGGGGGACAUGGCAGCCCCUGGGCUGUCCCUGUUCGCUGGGAUGGAGCUGGUGGCCCGUCCUGGUGCCGUAAUCCGGCCAGAGUCGCCAUCAGCACAGCCACAGACACUGCCCCAGCCCCAGGACACAGGCACAGACAUGGGGACGGACACGGAGGGCCCCCGGCAGCCCUCAGCCUUCGCCUUCCUCAACAUGUAGCUGCUGUGGGGUCCCGGGGGCUGCGGGGGCUGUGCCCCCCUCCCUGCGGGGCCUGUGGUGUCCCGGUCCCUCAGGGGGACAUGGGGUGUGAAAGGGUCCCUAGGGGGGACAUGUGGCUUCCAUCAGGUGACAAUGGCCCUGUCCCUGGUGUUCAGGGUGGGCAGAGGGGCUUGGCCAUGGCACCUCUCCUCUGGGCUGGAGGGGAGCCCAGGACCCUCUGGGGCUGAGCUGAGGGUGUUCUGGGGACCCUGGUGCAGCCAUGGGGUGCCCCUGCCCGGCCCCAGCUCCGGCCCAGGCUCUGUGGGGCCGAGGUGGGAGAA